Monopterus albus (swamp eel) is the source of this 3441-nucleotide messenger RNA. RefSeq names its product rap1 GTPase-activating protein 2-like. The transcript is spliced from 25 exons. Bases 251 to 2263 code for a protein of 670 amino acids. Gene Ontology annotation, biological process: regulation of small GTPase mediated signal transduction. Gene Ontology annotation, molecular function: GTPase activator activity. NCBI's taxonomy places the organism in Eukaryota, Metazoa, Chordata, Actinopteri, Synbranchiformes, Synbranchidae. The record is from RefSeq and is a predicted model, not a curated record. Gene Ontology annotation, cellular component: cytoplasm; plasma membrane.
UGCAGUGAAUUGAAGUGGGAGAACGAGAGAAACAUUAACAGCAGGAGACGGCGGGAGGAUGAAGAGAGAGAGAGAGAGCGAGGGAGGCAGUAAGAGCUCCGGCAGAGAUGUGAGUAUUUAUAGGUGGAGAGAUGAGGAGAUAGAACAACAGGAAAGGGCGGAGGAGAGAGAGAGAGAGAGAGAGAGAGAGAGAGGACAAUCCAGACACAAUAAGGAGAAAAGGAAGACAAAGAGAGGAGAGUGAGAGACCAUGCUGAGGAGGAAGAGGAGCGUGUCGUUUGGAGGCUUCGGAUGGAUCGAUAAGUCCACGGUCAGCGCGCUGAGAGCUCGCAAACAGGAGCUCCUGACCACCUCCAAUGUCCCUGUGGCAGACUGCCCGCCCUCUCCACCCCACACCGCACCCCCCACCACGAAGUCAGCUCAUUUCUUUGACCUGAUGGACAAGAUGGAGGGCGAUUACAUCCCCUACCCGAGGAUUGAGGAGGUGCUGGAGAGGGGGGGUCCGUACCCUCAGGUCAUCCUGCCGGAGUUUGGAGGUUACUGGAUUGAGGAUCCCGAGGCUCCUGCUCCCACCUCCCUAGAGCGCAGAGGGGAGGAGGAGGGGGGAGGAGCAUUGGGAGGAAGAGAGGAGGAAGACAACCCCCCAGGGGAUUAUGGGUACCACCUGGAGAUGAUCAACGAGGCUGCACGGGCAUACAGGAAGUACUUCUUGGGCAGGGAGCAUCUGAACUUCUCCUGUUCAGCUAGUGGUCUGGGAAACCUGCUGCUGUCAGUGAAGCACGAGGAGGAGCGGGAUCGGGAGCACCUCCACGUCAUCAUCAGGUCUCGGAUGAAGAGUGUGUACCACAGGCUAUCGCUGACGGAGCUGCCUGACAUCCCCAGUGUACCAGAGCUGGCCAAGUUAGUUUGUGUUGCUGGUUUGUUUUUUACUGUCCUCUACCCAAAGGCAUCUCAGCUGAUAGUUGCCUAUGACGAGCACGAGGUCAACAACACCUUCAAGUUUGGAGUCAUUUACCAGAGAUUUGGACAGGUAUCUGAGGAGGAGCUGUUCAGGAACAACGAGGAGACGCCAGCCUUCACAGAGUUCCUGCAGCUGCUGGGGGACACGGUGGAGCUGCAGGACUUCAAAGGGUUUCGGGGGGGUCUGGAUGUGUCCCACGGUCAGACGGGGUCCCAGUCCAUCUACACCAUCCACAGACAGCAGGAGAUCAUGUUCCAUGUCUCCACCAAACUGCCCUUCACACAGGGAGACACACAGCAGCUUCAGAGGAAACGUCACAUAGGAAACGACAUCGUGGGGGUGGUGUUUCAAGAGGAGGCCACGCCGUUUGUCCCAGACAUGAUUGCCUCCAACUUCCUGCAUGCCUUCAUCCUGGUGCAGGUGGAGGAGCCCUGCUCUGACAACACCACCUACAAGGUAUCUGUCACAGCACGAGAAGACGUGCCCCCAUUUGGCCCGCCCCUCCCAAAGCCAUCCGUCUUCAAGAAGGGUCCAGAGUUCAGAGAGUUUCUGCUCACUAAACUUAUCAACGCAGAGUUGGCCUGCUACAAGAGCGACCGCUUCGCCCGACUAGAGGAGCGCACCCGGGCCGCCCUUCUGGACAGCCUCCAUGAUGAGUUGCAGAGACGCUCCCAGAGCAUGCUGGGAUUGACAUCAGGUCCAGAGGAGGAGGGUCGAGCUGAGAACGGACACGCCCACGGAGGCCUGCUGGAGUCCAUCAAGAGGGCAAUGCGAGGGCGAAGCGUCUCCAUGGAGACCGUGUCACGGAGUGGGACGGGCCUACCCACCAGUCUGAGUGGGGGGGGUCUGGCACACAUCAGUGCCGAGUGUAAUGUGAAAUCACCUGUGAAACGGCGUUCCGGACUUUUCCCUCGUCUGCUGAGUGUCGACAGCCAAACAGAAAAGCAUAGCCAUAGAAGUCUCCUCAGUGAGCAGAGGAGCCUCGACAGCUGCCAGCCGACACUGGAGGUGAGGUCAGAGCUGCCGUCCAAUCCCAGCUCUCCAGAGGCGGGCCAAUGGGAAAGGAUCCACAUGAAGAAGGACAGCAGUAAAAUUUCCAGAUCGACAUCCAGCACCUGCAGCUUCAGUGUCCCUACUGAUGACGUGCACCUGCUCACUCAGACUGUAACAGUGGAGGGUCAGAGUUCAAGCCCGCUCACCGUCUGCCGCAGCCCCACAGAGAUGAAAAAUAGAAACUCUCCCAGAUCCAGCCUGAAGUUUCGUUUAGACAAACUGAGCCACUCUGCUGCACAGGGACCCUAGACUGUGAGACCAGCAGCAGGAGUUUUUAGAAGAACAGCAAGGAGGUUCAGACUCCCCAUGGACGAGAAGGACUUUAAUCUGACGGCACUGGUGGACUGUCUCACACAGACUCUCAUCUUUAUCUUUCUAUAGCUGGGAGGACAUAAUGCAUUUGCAGGCCCCUAACCUAAACUUGAUUCUGAACCCAGUUCUUAACCCUCAAACAGCCCUCUGAAGGUGUGAGGACUGGCCUAACUGUCCUCACAGCGACAGUUUUGAGCUACAGUCUAUCCACAAAAACCACAGAAAGACAUACACACACAGAGGCUGAAAAGGGAAAACACUUCCUGCUUCACUGCUGCAGAAGUUUCAACUGCUUCUUUUCUGCUCGGAGGGACUCAGACUGUCGACUUAGUCAUUUUCAUUAGAGUCAUGUGUCAAACCUGCAGCAAGAUUCUCUAGAACCAUGAGAAAACAGAAAACACUGUGAAGAGAUUUAGAUUACGUGAACGUCACAUUUAUUAUUGUUAAGUAGCUCAACCGUGAGCUGCACUGAAAAUGGCAGACUAUUUUAAAAAUCUGCAAAAAGAAGAAGCUGCUUUACUGUGAUUGAUGCAAACACUGAGCAGAAACUAACAGGUUGCUGACAGAACACUACAGGAAAUCAACAGAAGACUGACAGGAACACAUCAGGAAACUGACUGGAAACUAGCAGGAAACCAAUGUAUAUUUUGCACUAAAAUGUCAGAAAGCUCUGUGGAUGUUAAAUAAAUAUACAUAUAUAUUAAAUAUGUACAGAUUGAACCAGGACACUAACUGCACUAGGAUUGUCUUAAUUGCACUGAAAGCACAAACUCUAUUCCCCUUGUUGUCGCUUUAAUUUAAUUUCUGUGAUCAGAUUGAUUUCCACAAUAAGAGUUAUGAAUUAUUUUGAAAAGUGAUGAUGAGAGGAGGGACGCAGUGCAAACACAAAAAUGUCUGUUUGUGUUUAUAAUCAGUGUUCUGCAUCAUGAAAUUGAGAUUCUGUGAUUCUGGCAUGAAAACCUGAUGUUAUAAAGUUUGCACCAGAUUUUUGCACUUUGUUUCAGUCUUUGUGGUGUGCAUGGGUCAGCUGUGACAUUUUUGUAAUCCUUGAUAAAAAUUUCCUUGUUCAUUCAAAAAUACCCUGUCAAAGCAAAAAAAAAAAAAAAAAAAGAGUU